AUGACACAACAAGACAAAAUUACCAUUUUACCGUUUUACGGAGGAGCAAAAGGCCAAUCGCUGCAGAUAAUCGAAAAACCCGACGGAUCCGUCACAACGAACAUAAUAAAAACCCCACCACAAACCGAGACCACCAAUUUCGAUAACGACGUGAACCCCAUCGAGUGGGAGAAUCCCCCUUUACCCACCAAAUUCGACACGGAGGACUUCUCGGACAAUCUGCGGAAGGUGCAAGGCCUGGCGGCGAAAAUAAUCAAGCUGCAGGAGAAGCUCAAAGAGACCGGCAGGCUUACAUCCUCCGAAGAAGCCGCCUACAAGGAGAACAUGGAGACUCUGAGCGAAUCCGCUCAGAAACUCGCCGAAUCCCAAGACGUCGGUGGUUCCAUCGAAAACAGAGAAGGCAUUAGCGCUUGGCUGGAAAACAGAAAGACCACGACCAGCAAAACCAAGCCGAAGAAGAAAGACGGAGACGACCAGAAGAAGAAAGUCGAGGAGGACAAGAAACGCAAAGCCCAAGAAGAGCAAAAGAAACGGGAGGAAGAGAAACGUAAGCAAGAAGAAAUGGAAUCGCAGAAGAAAAAAGCCGAAAAGGAAAAAGAGAACGAAGAGGAAAACCAUAAAGGGGAAAAAGAGGAACAAGAAGGCGAUAGCGAAACUAUCGGCAUCGAAUUGCCUGCAGAGGAUGCUUCAGUAGCUGAAGCUAAACCUAUUGGACUUUCUGUAGCAGGUGUAGGUGGCGUAGCUUCGAGCAAACCCAUAGCAACGGCUGUUGUGGGUCCUGGGGGGUUGGCUGUGGCGCGUCCAGUGGGUACUGCCAUAGCAGGAGUGGAUCCGGAGCAAGCUUUGAUUCCGGUGUACGCAGGAGAUUAUGUCUUGGGCUCGAAACCGCCGAAGAACGGCAGCAGCGAGAAGGCCAAUGAAUUUUUGAGUAGAAUAAUCAGCAAAUUUCAUCAGAUUUAGUUUCGAAUGAAGUUUAGGUAGAUAC
Phyllotreta striolata is the source of this 985-nucleotide messenger RNA. The record is from the annotation of a GenBank genome assembly. Lineage: Eukaryota; Metazoa; Arthropoda; Insecta; Coleoptera; Chrysomelidae.